This is a messenger RNA of Trichobilharzia szidati, 1281 nucleotides long. The record is from the annotation of a GenBank genome assembly. NCBI's taxonomy places the organism in Eukaryota, Metazoa, Platyhelminthes, Trematoda, Strigeidida, Schistosomatidae.
AUGUCAACUGUACUACAAAGUCAACCAUACGCUAUUUAUCCUACAAUAUUCAAUCCUUAUAAGCCACCAUGCUAUAAGCGAUUUGCGACUUUCAGUUAUUCAUCCAAAGAUGCCGACGCAAACUUUGCUGAUGGUAAUGACAAUUGUAAAGAUGAAAAUUCACCAAAUGAAAAAAGACCAGAAAGUCAUUCAGCAAAAUAUUCGUGUACUUCUUCCACUUGUUCAAAAGAGUCCUCCACACAACAUCAUUCAGCAUUUAGUAGACGACAAAUAUCCAGUGCAAAUGCAAAACUAUCUGACAGAAGGCCACAAUUUAAAGUGAUUAGGAAACAGUUGCAAGGGAAAUGCGAAAUUGGAGAUAAUAAUUGGUUAUUAACGUCUAAAAUUAAUUUAAUUCCAAGACCAAUCACAUCAGUCAACAAGAAAACCGUCAUGCCAUCUCCAAAUAUGGAUAUGUUUGUAGUGAAGGAUUAUGGUUCAGAAUGUCAAAACAUCGUUAGCAAAGCACCAAUACAUAGUCCAAUUCCUCAAAAAAACUUGUCCAGUAGAAGACCACAGUCAGCAGCAUCUAAUCACUUGAUUUCAUUCCGUCAGAAUACUUCAGAAAACAGCGCUAAUAUUUCAGCGGCUAGUUCACGUGUCAAUACGCCAAUCGCACAUUUCUCUGGAAAACCUGUUACAUUAUUAAAACAACAUCUUGGUCGACCGAGUAGUGCUCCGUGUUUUUUGGCGCAUUCUGUUACAGAGAGCUCAUGCGAUGUAAAAACUGAAUGUGAUGCUGUUGAACAAAAACCUAUGGCACACAGUAGCACUGAUGACCAACAUUCAUCAAGUCCAGAUGUAGAACAAGCAUCCUGUGACUCUCAAACAAGUGAAGAAAAAGAAUCAAAUGAAGAGUCAGACAAUUCAACAGAAAUUCAAUUCGACAGAAAACUAUUGAAAGAAUGCAGAAUUGUAUUAGAAGAUGAAUAUGAUCGAGCUCUUAGACAACAUGGUUGGAGAAUGGAAAUACCUGGAGAUCCUUUAAAUUUGAAAUCAUCGUUGUUACCAAAGCGCUUACCAUACUCAGUGAAGUUUCCUUUACAACCAACUCUACCCCAACCUCCAAAAAUGAAGAAACAAAAUGUUGAGACAUUCUUCCAACCGUGCAUUAAAAUCCCUUUAUCCAGUUUCACUAUCCAUCCAGAUUUCACUUCAGAGUGUUAUAAUAUGCAUAGAAAUUAUUUAAUUAAAAAAGGUCUUUGGAAUUAUGCUACACGGGAUUAUUCGUUUGCUUAUUGA